Messenger RNA from Mytilinidion resinicola, 941 nucleotides. RefSeq lists its product as uncharacterized. The coding region runs from base 84 to 602 and encodes 172 amino acids. The record is from RefSeq and is a predicted model, not a curated record. The transcript has a single exon. NCBI's taxonomy places the organism in Eukaryota, Fungi, Ascomycota, Dothideomycetes, Mytilinidiales, Mytilinidiaceae.
ACUGGGAGUGUUUCGCAAACACUAUAUACUUGUUCCUGGUUUCGUUGGAUGUUUCAGUGACCGGUACAUAUCUUACGGCACCUAUGGUGCUUGUACGCUUUGCCUACAGAGUGGUUUGGAUUUGGGUGCACGAUCUCGCUGCCACUGAUACGGGAGUUUGGGCUACAUCAUUAUCCGUCAGAUCGAGCGACAUGAUAGGUACGGGAAUGCGUUGGCACGAUAUAUUAUGGGGACGUCAGGAUAGCAGAAGAAACUACCUGGAGACAUUCGGAGCUGUUUUCGGGCAAGGACUUUUCCAAGAAAAGUAUUCGAUCAAGCGAGGCAACGAUUAUGCUUGCAUUACUUGGGACACAACAGUAUGCUUUUUUACCUUUCCAUUUUCAUUCUCUCCUUUCCCACCAAAAGGCAAAGCAAGCGGGUCACAGGGUCUGUUUUUUCGGGUUUCUGGGUCUGAGCUUUUGUUUCUGUUUACGGGUUUUUUUGACAAACUUUGUGUUUUUUUUGUCAAGCAUGUUUGGGAUUCACUCUCUUUCCUCUUUUUUGUGAUGUUGCUCUGGACGCAGCUCUACUCUUUUCUUCGGUCUUUCUGCAUCUGGCAUUGAGGUGGAGUUUUGAGUGCGUUGUUUUUUUGUUGCUGGUGCUCUUGCUGUUGUGUCCUUUUUUGUGUGUGAGUUUGGAAGGAUGGUCCCCCCGGAAUGGCAAUGGAUAUGGGCAUUUUUGCAUGUAUAGAUAGAUGAGGUUCCGGUAGGCGCUCCCCCUUUGUGUGCCCGGUAUUUGGGAACCAGGGGUACGAGCGGCAGAAAAAAAUGAAAGAAAAAUCGCAAUAACCCUUUGGUACCGCGUUUGUUAUGGAGAUGGAUGCAAGAGGUGGGCUAGCCAGUCUCGAGAUUUAUCGAUCGCGCUCCAUUUGAGUGGUCUAUUGGAAAGGAAGAAGAGUCUAA